AUGAUUAAAUCUCUUGCUUCCAGCUGGGUCAAAUCUCCGGGCAAUGAUCUCUGGGACCUGACACGCUCAGCCCGUCUGCCUGUCACAUCCCCCAAGAAGAUCCCCUGCAAUGGCCAGCGAAAGGAGAUUCUCAUUGAGCCGUCGCGCUCUGCGUUGGUGAUUAUUGAUAUGCAGAAUUUCUUCCUGCACCCCGCUCUCAGCCCCAAGGCUACUGCCGGCCGAGCCAUUGUCAACACAAUGGUGAAUAUGAUCCAUGGAUUCCGGAAGGCGGGGAUGAAGGUGCUGUGGGUUAAUUGGGGACUCGACGAGUUCGAUCUCCUGACAAUGCCGCCUGCGUUCCUGGAUGAGUUUUCGACGAAUGACUCCUCGUCGACAUCCUUCGGCUCCGACAUGGGCAUCGUCCCCGGGACAAACAUCUCCGCAGGACGAAAACUGAUGCGCGGAUCGUGGAACGCGCAGCCCUACGGUCCUUUGUAUCCGUUGCAGGUGGAGGGUGUUGCCAGGGGGACGGAUCUUUAUUUUAACAAAAGUACAUAUCUCCUGACUUCUGGCUUUGAUUGGGAAUUUGCAUUGAUUAGGAUUGCUUCUGGCAGAUCGGCUCAGUGGUCUCUGGGGCGCGCAAACCCCGCUGGGUCUAUGGCUGCAGGAGAACGAAAUCACGACGCUGUUUUUCGGGGGCGUAAAUACGGAUCAGUGUGUGUGGUCAACCUUCAUCGACGCCUACUUCAAGGUCAGCCGUUGAUAAUCUCAGACAGGAUCGAAUGGAACCUAGAUACUGAUGGGAAUAGGGCUUUGACGUCAUCCUGGUUGAGGAUAUCUCUGCGACGACGAGUCCGUACUAUGCGACUCAAAUGGUGCGGUAUAAUGCUGAUGGGGAUGGAUUCCUGUCCAACUCGACCCAGAUUCUGCCAGCUUUGGAGGGUUAAGGUUGACCUUGACAUGCACCACAGUUCAGUUCCUCAGCUAUCAAUAGACAAGCAAAAAAGACCGUGCAGUGCUACACAGCCUAAUCUGCCUGGCUUCCAGCUAGGUAGCUAUUACCUUAUAGAAAUCUACUAA
Rasamsonia emersonii CBS 393.64 is the source of this 1059-nucleotide messenger RNA. RefSeq lists its product as uncharacterized. The coding region runs from base 1 to 1059 and encodes 352 amino acids. Lineage: Eukaryota; Fungi; Ascomycota; Eurotiomycetes; Eurotiales; Trichocomaceae. The transcript is spliced from 8 exons. The record is from RefSeq and is a predicted model, not a curated record.